Molecule: messenger RNA, 2479 nt
Organism: Daldinia vernicosa
Lineage: Eukaryota; Fungi; Ascomycota; Sordariomycetes; Xylariales; Hypoxylaceae
Product: P-loop containing nucleoside triphosphate hydrolase protein
Exons: 8
Coding region: 73-2301 (742 amino acids)
Cellular component (GO): cytoplasm; microtubule; membrane
Molecular function (GO): GTPase activity; GTP binding; microtubule binding
Source: RefSeq, a predicted model, not a curated record
GUCACAAACCUCGACAAACUUCAACUUCGUCAGUUAUUCUCUACAUUAAAUCCACGACAAAGAUCCCUCAACAUGGGCAGUACUACGGAAUGGACCGUACUGGAAGAUCAGCCAAACCCUGGCAACCAUACCAUCUUGACCAAGGUGGACAAACUGCGCGAGCUUAUUGGAACAAAGGUCGCCUUGCCUCAGCUCGUAGUCGUGGGUGAUCAAUCAUCUGGAAAGAGUUCGGUUCUUGAAGGCUUGACAGGUUUCGGGUUCCCUCGAGAUGCAGAGCUCUGUACGCGCUACGCAACUCAGAUAACUUGUCGCCGUGAGAAUGUAGAAAGCAUAGAUGUUUCUAUCAUACCUCACGCCGAUUCCCCUACCUAUGAGCAGGAACGUGUCAAGAAGUUCCAUCGUACCCUAAAAGAGAUGACACCUGAAAGCCUUGCCGACCUGUUUAAAGAGGCAAACGAGGCUAUGGGAAUAAGAAGCUCUACAAAGUCUACGUUGUCGGACGGUUCCAUUCUUCCAGCAUUUAGCGAGCACAUCCUCAAGAUCGAGAAGCUUGGUCCUAAUGAAGAGCACUUUACAGUCAUUGAUGUUCCUGGAAUUUUCCGCAAGGAGACUGAGGGCGUCACCACCGAGGACGACAUAGCACUUGUCAUGAACAUGGUAAAGAAUUACAUGAAGGACACCAGAACUAUUAUACUAGCAAUCAUGCCUAGCAAUGUCGACCCUGCGACCCAAGAAAUCUUGAAGUUAGCCAAGAAGGCCGACCCUUCAAUGACCCGGACCAUGGCGGUUCUAACGAAACCAGACCUGGCAAUCGAGCGUACAACGCAGAAUAUCGCCAUUGAUCAUGUCCUAGGCAAAAGGAGCGAUCUCUCGCUUGGAUAUUACAUUGUCAAGAAUCGUGGGCCUGAUGAUUCUGAUAUGACCCUCGAACAAGGCCAAGCCGAUGAGAAGAGGUUCUUUUCGCAAGGUCCUUGGGCAGCUCUUCGAGGCACCGGAAAAGCCGGAAUAACGGCGCUUAGGGAGCGUGUUCGUGAACUUCUCAUUGACCUUAUUAAGAAGGAAUUUCCAAAACUCAAAGCGGAAGUCGCCAGGGAAUUGACAAGAUUGAGAGCACUGUUGAGUGACAUGGGACAAUCGAGAAGUAAUCAACAUUCGCAGAGGGAGUACCUGAACAGGAUCAGCGAGGCAUUCCAAGCACUGGCUCGAGAUGCCCUCGAUGCAUAUUACACCGGGAACACGAUAUUUGAGGAAAGGCACGAUCUCAGGCUGAUUACUCGCAUCGUUGAAGCAAUUGAGAAUUACUCGGACGACAUGGCAACUAAUGGGCAUACUAGACCCUUUGCCUCUAAUUUUACAUCCGACGAAGACGAUACCGAGACACUAUUCACACCGACUAGUAAGAACCGCUCUAACAAGGUCCCAGAGCCUGAAGAUGGCACCUACCCCGAACUCGAAGAGAUAUUCGACACCUUGGACACUGUCAUGCCUGAUACCAGUGGCCAAGAGGACAUUAUGGAUUAUAUUUCAGGUGUUUACAGGGAUAGCCGUGGGCUGGACCUCGGAAUAGCCGGUGGUCCACUUACAUCAACUAUGUUCAAGGAGCAGUCUAAGAAAUGGAAGCCCAUUACGUUAGAUUAUAUGAGCCGAGUUAUUUGGGCUGUUCACCAUUUUAUUGUCCAGGCUCUCGAAGCUACUUGCCCUGACGAACGUGUACGUGAAGAGCUCUGGAGCGGAUAUCUACUCGAAGAGCUUCAAAAGUCUUACCGCGGAGCCAUGGACAAAGCAAAAGAACUACUUAGUAUCGAACGUGAAGGCAUCCCGCUAACCCUAAACCAUUAUUUUAACGAUAAUCUCCAAAAAGCCCAGAGCGGUCGCUUAGUCUCGCAUAUAGAGAAACUAGGAACAGAGGGAGACAUGGGGACGCCGGAUGCCAAUGGCACUAUCAUUAAAUCGGAGCCAGGAAUACACUUGACCUGGGCACAGUUGAAGAAUCUUUCGUUCAAUAUGGCGAACUCGCAGUACGUUCAGGAAUACAUGCAUGACCUGCUCAAGAGUUACUACAAGCUUUCCCGCAAACGGUUCGUCGAUGUGGUUUGCCAGCAAGCAAUCAACCACCACUUGCUGCGAGGCGAAGGUAACCCUCUCCAGAUCUUUAGCACCCGAAUGGUGCUGAACCUUAACGAAGACCAGUUGGAUAUGAUUGCAGCGGAAGACGCGCCUGUCAAAGUACGCAGAGCAAAGCUGGGGCAUGACAUUGAGCAGUUCGAGCAAGCCUUGAAGGUGCUGAAAGGCACAGAUUAAAGCAAGUCGAGGAUGGAUUGUAAGUUGAAGGAUAUAUGAUAUGUUAGAUGCACCGCUGGUUUGUUAUGACGUUCUGGUUGGCUUGGAUAAUCUAUAUCCUAGGAUAGAAACGCUAUAACUACAGUCUGCUAUGGAAGUUGUUUGGGUAACUAAGGCAAUAAAUUCAGUGUCUUGUUGA